Saccostrea echinata is the source of this 1654-nucleotide messenger RNA. RefSeq names its product E3 ubiquitin/ISG15 ligase TRIM25-like. The transcript has a single exon. Gene Ontology annotation, biological process: proteasome-mediated ubiquitin-dependent protein catabolic process; negative regulation of translation; protein polyubiquitination. The record is from RefSeq and is a predicted model, not a curated record. Gene Ontology annotation, molecular function: translation repressor activity; zinc ion binding; ubiquitin protein ligase activity. Lineage: Eukaryota; Metazoa; Mollusca; Bivalvia; Ostreida; Ostreidae. Bases 5 to 1654 code for a protein of 549 amino acids.
GAUCAUGGACCCCCGUACCAGUGCUCAGGACGUGAUGCGAUGUGACCUGUGUGAGACCGCUGUGGUACAGAUGCACUGUGAUACAUGUCUUGUCAACCUGUGUAAGGCCUGUUUGGGAGAACAUUUUUCUGCUGAUCUCUCAAAACCUCAUAAAAUUGUCGACUUUAAAGAUAGAAAAUCCACUCCCCUCUACCCUGCAUGUACAACUCAUAUCAAGGAAAGAUGUAAAAUGUUCUGUAAAAAAUGUGGAAUUCCUGUCUGCAUAAGCUGCCUUGAAUCUAAUCAACAUUUAGGUCAUGAAUUAUCCAAAUUCUUGCGAGUUUUGGAUGAAAAGAAGGAUAUGAUUUUAAAAGAAAGGAAUGAAUUAAUUGAUACAAUUUAUCCAACCUACCAGGACAUUGCCUCUGAUGUACAAAACAGAAUGAGUCAGUUAGAAAAGGAAUAUGGAGAUCUCUCAACAGCCAUAACAAAACAUGGAGAGGACUGGCACAGAGAAAUUGACAAACUUGUCAAGAAACUUAAAGCUGAAGUUGAUAAGAUGAAAAUGAAACAGUUAGAAGCUCUACAAAAACAUCUGGAUGAAAUUAACAAAAACAUUUCUGAAAUCAAGAAUGAAAUUGAUUCAAUUGAUGUUGCUGUGGAUGCCAAUGACAUUUCCAGACUAUUCAGUGUCAAACCUGGUAUGAACAAACACAAAGAUCUUCCAGAAAAAUUUGUGGCCUCCUUACCUAUAUUUACUCCUGGAAAAAUUCAAGAAGAACUUAGUAACCUGUUUGGAGCCUUAUCAUCAAGUUCCUUAACAUCAGAUAAACAUGGAUACAGCAUGAAGACAACACAGAAAUCACCAGAAGCUGGAUCCUCUCCUCCAGUGAAACAGCUGCUUGAUGAACCAGAGACUGUCACCACCAUAGACACUGGGUAUGGAGAGCUUUACAAUGUGGCCUGUCUGAGUGAAGAAAUCUGGACAAGAGGAAAUGGCAGCACCAUGAAACUCUUCAGCAUCAAUCAGGGAUCACUACUCAAGUCAAUCACAACCAAGUCAGGGUAUGAGCCAUUUGACAUAGCAGUAACAAAAAGCGGAGAUCUAGUUUAUACUGAUUACUAUGAUAGAACUGUGAACAUUGUGAACAAUGAGAAGAUAGAGGUGAUCAGACUACAGAAUUUCUGGGUACCUAAAGGUGUCUGUAGUACCUCCUCUGGUGACUUCAUGGUUAUCAUGAAUUAUGAACAUCAAUCUAGAAUUAUCCGUUACUCUGGCUCAACAGAAAAACAAAACUUUCAGACUACUGCUUCUUAUUUCGAAUACAUAACUGAGAACAAGAACCUGGAUAUCUGUGUGUCUGACUGUAAAAGAAAAGCUGUAUUUGUAAUGAAUCAGACCUGGAAACUGAGAUUCAGGUACACUGGACAUAAUCCUGCUCCAAAGAUCCAACCAUUCAGUCCACUAGGAAUCACCACGGACAGUCAGAGUCACAUCCUUACAGCUGAUAUUAACAAUGACUGUGUCCACAUCAUAGACCAGGAUGGACAGUUCCUCUGUUACAUAAACUGUGGAUUGAGUUAUCCCUGGGGACUGUGUACAGAUACAAAUGACAAUCUGUUUGUUGCUCAAGGUGGAAAUAAACAAGUGAAGAAAAUUAAAUAUCUGAAGUGA